Molecule: messenger RNA, 687 nt
Organism: Laccaria bicolor S238N-H82
Lineage: Eukaryota; Fungi; Basidiomycota; Agaricomycetes; Agaricales; Hydnangiaceae
Exons: 1
Coding region: 1-687 (228 amino acids)
Source: RefSeq, a predicted model, not a curated record
AUGCAACUGCAGCCUCUCGUUGACCCGAUCCCUCGUCCCUUGUGGCGAGCUAUCAUCCAAGAUCAAUAUGUCGAUUUCGAAAAGCUGCACGCUUCGAUGGAUCGGGGGUUUAGUCACAACGACGAUGCGAAGGAUUUUGCAGGGGGUUUUUCAUUGGUACGGAAGGAUCAGUAUUCAGCUAGGAAAGUGGUUAGGAAUGAGGCGGAAUGGGCUCGGGUUUUUCAAGCAUGGAAAGCAGGCGUUGUUUUAUUGUAUCCACAUCGCCUCAAUGAGCUCAAUACAUAUCAAGAUAUGGUUAUUGAGCUUUUUCGUGCCGCUCCCUAUGAUCCGUUUGUCACUAUCAAUGUCGACGCUGAGGCCCGUGACCGAUACGCUCGCAGUCCUUAUCAGAUGGACGACCGCAGUCGCUUCCAACUCCCACUUCUAUCACAGAUGCUGCGAAAACGCGAGGCUACCGAUACUAUGGGCCCGUCGAAACGUGCUGCAGUUCCUUGUCAAAAUUGGAGUCUCGGGAUAUGCACCGAUCCCUGUGUUUUCAGGCGCAAACAUGGGAUUUGUUCCGAAUGCGGAGGAAAGCACAAAGCUCGAGACCACGAAACGUGCCUCUCUUCUCUCGAAGCUCGCCGUGGAAAAGGACCUAGCACAAGCCACGCGGAAAGCAGAGGAGGCAAUUCUGGAAGGUCCUAA